Messenger RNA from Erpetoichthys calabaricus (reedfish), 4445 nucleotides. RefSeq names its product plasma membrane ascorbate-dependent reductase CYBRD1. Gene Ontology annotation, cellular component: lysosomal membrane. Bases 108 to 941 code for a protein of 277 amino acids. The transcript is spliced from 4 exons. Lineage: Eukaryota; Metazoa; Chordata; Cladistia; Polypteriformes; Polypteridae. Gene Ontology annotation, molecular function: oxidoreductase activity. The record is from RefSeq and is a predicted model, not a curated record.
AAUGUCUCAGGCGCGCCUGCCAAGCUGAUCGCCUGCCUCCGUCCGUCCCCCUCUCCCUCCUUCCUCCUGAUAGUCACGGGAGCUCAAGCACCGUGCGGGCAGCGGCGAUGGAAAACUACCGCAAGUUUCUGCUCCUGCUGGCCUUGUCCGUGCUCAUCGGCUUCGUGUCGGUCCUCUUUGUCCUCGUGUGGGUGUUCAAGUGGAGGGAAGGGCUCGGAUGGGACGGGGGCGCAGCCGAAUUCAACUGGCACCCCGUUCUCGCCGUGACCGGGUUCAUAUUCAUCCAGGGGAUCGCCAUUGUGGUGUAUCGCUUGCCCUGGACAUGGAGAUGCAGUAAACCCAUGAUGAAGAGCAUCCAUGCAGGACUGAAUGCUCUGGCAUUUACCUUGAUGGUCAUCUCGGCUGUGGCCGUCUUUGACUUCCACAAUGCGAAGAACAUCCCAGACAUGUACAGCCUGCACAGCUGGAUCGGCCUGUUGGUGGUCAUCCUGCACUCCAUUCAGCUGCUUCUUGGGGUCUGCAUUUAUCUUCUCCCCAGCGCCCCUGCCUUCAUCCGGACAGCUGCCAUGCCUCUUCACGUGUACAGCGGCAUUUUCAUUUUUGGAGCCGCCGUUGCCACCGCUUUGAUGGGAAUUACUGAAAAGCUGAUUUUUUCUCUAAAAGACCCUCCGUACAAAAACUCUCCACCAGAAGCUGUGUUUGUCAACAUGUUGGGCCUCUUCAUCGUGGUAUAUGGCGCCCUCAUCCUGUGGAUGGUCACCCGACCCCAGUGGAAGCGUCCAGGAGAGCAGACGUCUGCCACCAGGGAAUCUGCUGCUAAUGAGGAGGACUCCACCAUGGCUGAGAACGGUGCCUUCGGGAACGCCAAUGUGGAGCACGGUGGGGACACACGGAAAAGGAAUCUUAAAGUGGAUGAGAUGGGGCAAAGGUCAACUAUGUGAGAUUGGGAAGACGACAGCACAUGAGAAGAGGCUUCCAUUAUUGAGUCUGAGGAGAUCUCCAUACUGGAUUUGUUUCAUAAAUGGUGGCGAGUACUGCUUGGACGUUUUAGUCACGUGAUAGGUUUGCUUAUGGCUGAUUCCACAUUUAGGGUCAUCUUGUAUUUAUGUGCUAAUAUAUAGAAUGUUAUACAGUUGGUGCAGCUGGCAUACCUUUACUGAACUAUCAUACAGGACAGACACACGCACCUAUACUCAUAUUAAUAUUCUGUAUGCAUAGUUGAAAUUAAUAUAUAGGGCAGCAUGUGUGAGUCGGAGUGUGUGUGUGUGCGCGUGUCCUUCACUUCGCCCUGGGUACGCCUCCUACGUGCGGCCAUUGUGCCAGAUGGAGUGAGGUUGGAUCGAUGGUUUGUGUUUUCAAAUAAUUUGAGGCAUCUGGCCCACAGUCAGGUCUCCCAUCACUCCUCUACCCACACCAAGCCGGACGAUCGCACAAUCUGUCCACUUGGGCAGAUCCCCCAAUUUGCUGCCAUUCAUUAUCUUCAAUAUAAUUAAAGUUAUUAGAAGUUAUUUCCUCACAAUCAUGAUAUACAGGAUAUUAAUUUGCCACAUAAAACUGCAGUCUAAAGCAAAGCGUUUUUUAUAGAUUUAAAAAUAUUUUAUUCCUGCAGCUUACAAUGGGGCUGACGGGUCCAUAGUUGAAUGAAAAAGCCUUAAAGCUAAUCGUCCACUUUGAGGCAGCAGAGGUUUCGACUGCAGAAAAUGUGCCUUCCGUGCUUAUGACACGGCCUGGCGAUAACGGAAGGAAACUAGAAAUACCGAUUUUAUCGCCGAUACCUGGAACUCUUUUACUUGAGGUAAGAAUACGUUUCCUUUUCGCUUUUCAGCUCAUAUCCUCCACUGUGGUGGAGUUCAGAUGUAAAUGAGAAAGUACAAAAACAAACGCAUGUGUGAAGCUGUUUAGAGGAAUUGUGUCUUUUGAGAAAAUGGUUUGAAGAUGUGCACUUCCAGGAUGUAAACAUAAAUUUAAAACACAAAGCGUUUACAGUUUCCCACGAUUCCCUAAGGUUAUGGCUUUUAGCGCUUAGGUUAGAUAUGAACACUCCAUGGAUAACCGCUGAAGGCUGAAGAAGAAAUGAAGACGUCUUCCUGAUCACCCGUUAUUGAAGCCACUGUGAAGUGGGCCAAAAUGUAGGGCCGUUGAAUAUUAACAAUGGAAAUGACGUUAACUAGCAAUCUGAACCCUGUGUUGAUGAGUAGCGGCAAGGUAGAAUAAUGAAUUUCUGGUGCUGCUUCACGGGUCUAACAUCACGCGUUUGGAUUGUUUGCCCUGGUUGUUGUGGUUGUGGAGUCUCUUGAACUUUGUGUAGUGUUUUCUCUAAAUUGUAUGCAAAGUCAUAAAGAUAAUCUGAAAUGACUAUUCCAGGUUAGCGUGACUGGGAUUGUGCGUGGGUGCAAUUGUAUCAGGUAUACCUGUGAUGGGCUGGGGCCCAAUUCUUGCCUUUCACAGAAGUCUAAGGCACCAACCACCUGUGACCGUGAAUUGCCUUCUAUAACAUUCUGCACCGUGCGGUACACCAACAAUGGAGAAACAUGUACCCUCCAUGCAGUUGUUGGGAUCUCUCACGUGUCAACGCUAAAUAAGAAAUGAACACCACAAACAGGAAAAAAGAUCACUAUGCAGACCGACUCUGCUGAAAAUUGACCGUUUGGUCCUUCUGGUUUCGAUUGCUUCUCCAGAACUCCAUGAUUGGUGAUAGUUGAAGAUUCAUCCUCAUCGACUACUAUAACAAAGUGGGCUCAUCCUUCAGCACAUCUACAUUUUCCAAAGGUGGAAGCAGCACAUCCCACUCCUUACAGCAGAGGCACUAGUCCUCAGUAGCCAUCACUUCUCAUUUUCCACAAAUGCACCACCCAUCGCUGCUUAUUUGUUACCUCACCGUACCUUCCGCUUGUAAGUUUUGCUCGUUUGGCUUCUCCGGUUCUGCUUUCUGUUCUGUUCUUCCUUCUUCGAGCUGCUGGAGAUCCUCCUCGGUAUAUUCUGACUCGUUCAAAUACGGUUCGGCGAUUAUGCAAAAUGUGUCCUUUUCUUCAUAGUCGGACAUAUUGCAGAUUUAAAACAGUAGCUUAUUUGUCUAAAUCCUGAAAGAAAACAUACCCGUGAGGAGUUGAUUCUCAAAAUGAAAAUGGCAUUCAUCAAACGAGCUAGAGUACAGGUUCUCAAGCCAUUGGUCACAACUCAAAAUGUCGUCUGAAUUUGUGUUAUGCAUAGUCGAGAUUCACAGUAGUACUCGAUGUGAAAGGGUCGCAUUCGGUUUGCGGAGGGUGUUGUGAUGGGUCAUCGUGAACGCAAUUGCUCCGCUUUGACCUGCAUCGACAAUUCUCCAAGGGGUUAUGGAAUAAGUUAUGGGCCUUCUGUGGGCCAAAGUCACAACUGGCUUGUGAGGAAAUAAAGUUUCAGAACCACUGAACUGGAGGAAACCAUGACCCAGAGGGGUGAAAAGUUACCGACAAGGGAGAGACAAUCGGUUUUCUUUUAAAAUGGCUGAAUCUCACAAAGUGUUUGUUUGUUUUUUGUAUUCCGUUCUAAAGCGACGCGGAUACGUUGAUUUGCAAUAUUUGUGCAAUCUCAAGAUGCGGAAUGAUAUCCAAUAAUAUUCUUGCCAUAAAAAAUGGUUGCGUGUGGUAAGUUUAGGCCUUUUUUCAUGUAUGAACCCGUGUACCCUUCAGCCCCAUCAUAAGCUGCAUGAAGAGACAAGAGAUUUUAAAAUUUCUAACAAAAAUGCUUCACUUUAGAGCACAAUUAUAUAUAGCAAAUUAACAUAUCCCAUGAUUAUGAGGAAAUAACUUUGACUUGAAGUAUAACAAACUUAUCCUCUAAUAAUUUUGCCCUACAAUUCUUAUUAUUAAAUGACUUCUCUAUUACUUUUUAAUCUUAAAUUGUUCGUUUUUUAAAUAUUUUUGUAGCCUUUUCACAAUGAGCACCAUAAUCGGGAAAGAAGAAUGCAGAAUAAUAUAAGAUGCGUUUCAUUUAUUAAAGUGGUAAUGAAGCGUGGAGAGUUGAAAGAAUGAAAUUUAUAACCUUUAUUGUUUUUUUUAUAUAUUUGUAGAAAAUUAGAUCUUUUCCAAAAAAAUUGUAAAAAUAUUUGUAGUUUUCUUCCUGAUCUCAUGUAGAUAAGCUACUCUAGACACGGGUCAGCCGACGCUCCUACCUUCUCGUAGUGCCUGUAAAUAUUAGAGGAUAUGGCAGACGUGGAUCGUUUGCUUUUAUUUUCGACUGACUUUUGUAUAUUUGUUUUUUUUUAAUUAACUUUAUAUCUUUCAAGGAUUUGUUAGAGACCUGGACGGUGUUACAUCAGAAUAUGAGGCAGAUCAGGUUCAUUGUUUUAUUGAACUCCGCUGCACAAAGACCCGUCACACUAUUCACUUUUUGUAAUAUCAAUAGUGACAGAAGCAGAAAUUAGGUUAAGAUGGUUUCAGACAAUAAGCAGUUUUGUAUUUAGUUAA